AUGCCUUUUAUAAGGAUCCCCAUGUGAUGCUACAAAAUGAAUUCUACCUGGAAUACGGAAUUAAUGUGUAUUGAAUUAAAGUUUUCACACUGAUAUUGUUGUGCAUUAAAAUAAAUGAAUGCUUGCCAUUUAUUACCUAGGGGUGAGGUUACAUUCCCAUGGUAUUAGGGUAAUGGUUAGCAGUCAACUAUCAAUAACAUCGUUAUAAAUGCCCAAAUGCCCCCCAAGCAUUAAAUGUUUUAUCGGGGAGAUGGGGGGGGGGGGCCCUCCGACCUUUAUACCUAGAUAACAUAUAGGCAACACAGUUUAUAGAUUGCAUAUAGAACAUGUAAAGUUGAAAGAAAUGUGACUACCUACUUUCAGACUAUUCUGGGAGAGGUAAAAAAAUAAAUAAUAGUCUAACCAGUAUAGGCCCUUUCAGAAGUGUACUUUUACCUCACUGAAUAAAAGAGGAAUCAGGUUAGUUCACAUUUUGAACAAUGCGCUGUAACUUGCGCCACGGUAAUCCUGUUUUGUGACACAAUGGCCUGUGGACUUUGAAACUGCGGUAAACACACCCCAUUCAGGGUCCUGUUGAUUUUAAAGGUCAGUAUCUGGACAUUCGUGAGGCCCCCCCCCUGUCUACAUGCGCUCUUCUGCGAUGUUGUCUGUGAGGUUGUUGCUUAGCUUUGCCCUCCUGCUGCUCUGCGGGUAUCGGGGUGCACUCAGUGGCAAUGUGCUGGCCUUUCCCGGAGAGUACAGCCACUGGCUUAACAUGCGCGUGGUCCUGGAGGAGCUGGUGGAGCGGAACCACAGUGUCACUGUGCUGGUUUGCUCUGCCUCGCCGUCGGUCAAUUACACCAAACCAGAGGGCUUCAGCUUCAAGGUGUACAAUGUUCCUUUCGAGAAGCGCGCAUGGGAGUCCCUCACCGAUGACUUCAUAGGCUACUGGAUGUAUCAGGCUCCGAACUCCUCCACACUGCAGGUGGGCCUGAAGAUCCGAGACAUUUUGGCGCAGAUGACAGCUCUGCAGCUCAAAAUGUGUGACACCAUGUUCCAUAACAAAGAGCUCAUGGACAAUCUGAGGCAGUCGAAGUUUGACGUGGUCCUCUCUGACCCGAUGAUCCCGUGUACCGACUUGCUCGCGGAUAUCCUCGGUGUGCCUCUCAUUGUCUCCCUGAGGUUUUCAUUUGGCAUGUCUAUGGAGAGGCACUGUGGCCAAAUACCCGCGCCCCCGUCAUACGUUCCGUCACCCCCGUUGACCUACACGGACAGGAUGAGUUUUUUGGAGAGGCUACAUAAUUUUGUUAUGUACAUGAUCCAGUCCAGCCUUUUCUAUUUACACUGCCUGCUGACCCUGGAUAAGUACUACAGUGAGAUCAAGGGCGAACCUACAACGUUUUGCGGGACCAUUGGAAAGGCGGACAUCUGGUUGAUAAGAACCUACUGGGACGUUGAGUAUCCCCGGCCUUUCCUCCCGAACUUUAAAUUUGUGGGAGGUCUUCACUGCAAACCCGCAAAGCCGCUACCAGAAGCUAUGGAGGAAUUUGUGCAGAGUUCGGGAGAUAAUGGGAUUGUGGUGUUUUCACUGGGUUCCAUGGUGAAGAACUUAACUACAGAUAGAGGAAACCAAAUUGCCACCGCGCUGGGUCAAAUACCACAGAAGGUGCUGUGGAGAUAUGGUGGUGAAAAACCAGAGACUCUUUCCCCCAACACAAGAGUUUAUAACUGGAUUCCACAGAAUGAUUUACUUGGGCACCCAAAGACCAAAGCCUUUAUCACUCACGGAGGGACAAACGGACUAUAUGAAGCUAUUUACCACGGAGUCCCAAUGGUGGGGGUUCCCCUGUUUGGUGACCAGUACAACAACAUCUUCCAGAUAAAAAACAAGGGGGCUGCUGUGAUGGUGGACUUCAACACGAUGACAACCGAAGACCUUCUGGAUGGCCUGAACAGCGUCAUCAACAAUUCUUCAUAUAAAGAAAGCAUGAUGAAGCUGUCGAGAAUCCACCACGACCAACCAAUGAGACCUCUGGACACGGCCGUGUUCUGGAUCGAAUUUGUGAUGCGUAACAAGGGGGCCAAGCACUUGAGGGUGCAAGCCCACAAUCUGACCUGGUUCCAGUAUCACUGCCUGGAUGUGGCUGCUGUCCUGCUCGCCAUAUUGUCACUUGUCAUUGUCGUAUGUGUUAAAAUGGCCAAUUUCUGCUUCCGCAACUGCUGCAAGAGAACUGUGGCAAGACAGAAGACAGAGUGACCCCCCCCCCCGUGUAAUAAAAGUACUUGCCAUGGAAAACUACCAAAAAGGCCUAGUUCGAGGCAAGGAGUGAUUAGAGCACUCAACAAAACAAGCAGGAAUCCAUCUCUUUGAUGAUCUUUUAAUCCAUGAUAGUAUUGUAUGUAGUAGGCAUUUUCCGUACCAAGUAGUUUUGCUGAUUUUGUUGUUGUUGUUUGCUGAGGCGCCUAGCCCACCCAAACUUGACCCCCUGUAAUAUUAAAGGGAAUUUAUGGGAAUUAAGACCAGUAUUUGGUUCCCCAGACUCCAUGAACUACAAUUUUUAUGUAUUAUUUGUUUCCUAUACAAAGACGGAUGUAUUUGUCAUUUACAAAAUAUCACAUCUCCUCUCUGUUCAUUUUUGCCUGCUUGAUAUAAAAUGACUCCUGGAGACACUUGAGUUUACGCAAUGCUGCUAAAGGGAAACAGUGGGGUAAGCCAUC
Esox lucius (northern pike) is the source of this 2697-nucleotide messenger RNA. RefSeq names its product UDP-glucuronosyltransferase 2B15. Gene Ontology annotation, molecular function: UDP-glycosyltransferase activity. Lineage: Eukaryota; Metazoa; Chordata; Actinopteri; Esociformes; Esocidae. The record is from RefSeq and is a predicted model, not a curated record. Bases 626 to 2236 code for a protein of 536 amino acids. The transcript has 6 exons.